Fonsecaea monophora is the source of this 513-nucleotide messenger RNA. RefSeq lists its product as hypothetical. Gene Ontology annotation, molecular function: transmembrane protein transporter activity. NCBI's taxonomy places the organism in Eukaryota, Fungi, Ascomycota, Eurotiomycetes, Chaetothyriales, Herpotrichiellaceae. Gene Ontology annotation, cellular component: mitochondrial outer membrane translocase complex; mitochondrial outer membrane. Bases 1 to 513 code for a protein of 170 amino acids. Gene Ontology annotation, biological process: protein import into mitochondrial matrix; tRNA import into mitochondrion; protein targeting. The record is from RefSeq and is a predicted model, not a curated record. The transcript is spliced from 3 exons.
AUGAAGACCUCGACGAUCGUGUCAAUAUCUGUCGGGACGGUAGUCACAGGCCUGAUUGCAUAUGCCGCGUACUUCGAUUACAGGCGGAGAAACGACCCUGAGUUCCGGAAAGCCCUGAAGAAGGAGUCGCGCAGACAAGCCCGAUUAGCCAAAGAGGAGGCCGAGUUCCAAGGCAAACAGAAACAGGAGGAGAUCAAACGGACUGUUCAGGAGGCAAUUGAAGAGGGCUUCCCGACAGACAUUGAAGAGAAGGAGGCUUUCUUCAUGCAACAAAUCGCACAGGGGGAGGCUAUGGCCAGUGACGGUUCUGAUCCUAUCGGUGCCGCGCUUUGCUUCUACAAGGGACUCAAGGUCUACCCUGAACCUCAAUCACUCAUCGGCAUCUACGAUAAUACCGUCCCCAAGGAGAUCCUCGAGAUCCUCGCAAUAAUGGUUGCGCAAGACAAGAACCUGAAGGUUGGCUCCUUUGGCGCUGGUAGCGAAGGAUCUGACAGUGGCCCGGGCGUCGAAUAA